Messenger RNA from Microsporum canis CBS 113480, 990 nucleotides. RefSeq lists its product as hypothetical. The record is from RefSeq and is a predicted model, not a curated record. The transcript is spliced from 7 exons. The coding region runs from base 1 to 990 and encodes 329 amino acids. Lineage: Eukaryota; Fungi; Ascomycota; Eurotiomycetes; Onygenales; Arthrodermataceae.
AUGAGGAAGAAACGGGGCAAACGAGUCGGUGACGUUGGAAAAGCUCCAAGCAGGCGUUUUUUUUCUUUUGGGGGAGAUACUUCUGUACCUCGCCAUAAGUUCCUCCCCAAGCCCCCCUACUCAUUUAUUAUAGUUAAUGUUAGUCAUGGGAUAGAUAAUGGUAUCUGCCCUGUAAAGACUAUCCCAUGUGAAUACUUCUUUAUAAUUGCUCCAAAGUUGUACCAAGCCAGAGCAGCCUCUUUACAAAAGGAUGCAGAUUUACAAUGGAUCCAGUUCGUGCUUACACAUCCAGACUUAAAUAUACAGAACGUCCUUGUAUCAGAGGAUGGGAGUGCCCAGGGCUUAAUUGAUUGGGGCGGUGUCGCGGCGGUUCCCCGCCUUGUGGGUCGAGAUUGGGAUCCGGCGAUAUAUGUAUGGAAUAAGGAGAUGGAAGAAGGCAUUGAACGAGAUACGUUAGGAGAAGACUCUCCAGAAACACUUUGCCUGCAGCGGUAUCUAUCUCUACAGCGGCAUUCCCUCUUUCUAUGCACUUCUACGGCUCAAGAAUCAUCUGUAACACUAAAAUCACUCUUUGUCGAGAACCUGCUUAUUGUAGCCGAGAACUCAUUAUGCAGAUAUGAGAUUAUCACCAAAUUUGUUGAGAAGAUUGUUGAGUUGGCGCGAGUGAAGUCUCCAGAUCAUAUUAGCAAUAAAUACGGGGACCUGAAGCUAUUUGAGAUAACCGAUAUUCUGGAAGACGGUGACAUGGAACUGGAAAUGCUGGAGUUUCUGAGAAUCGGUUUUAACAGUCUGCUGGAUCAAAGCUCGGUCCGUAUUAUCUUUCCACCGGAAAAUAGUAUAGUUUUUGUAGAUCUUAUCCUAUAUAUCCUUUACCAACAUCACCCAAUAAUAUCUCACCAGAUGAUAUAUUGUGAAUGGUGUGUAGGUAGAGUCGGCAACUAUUCCCUAUAUCUAUAUAAGGGUUGUAUCCAUAUUGCCCUUUCAACUUAG